AUGCCUUCCAUCAGGGUCCCGGAUACCGGCCUCAUUCUUGAGAGCUCGGCCGCCUCGGGGAACCCCGUUCCUCCCCAGGCCUUCACCAUUAACCUCUCCGAUCACGUCCUCGAGGACCUGAUCAAGUGCGUCCAGAGUGGUGAGGACCUCCAAUUGUCCCUCGGGAGCAGCCCGACGUUGCUCUACGGCUCCAGCUCCCACACCCUUUCUCCGACCUCCGACUCCUUCCCCUCCGACCUCUUCCUCACGAAACCCUUCGAAUCCACGAAACGAGCCACACGAUUACCAGAACCGACAUCACUAUGGAAGAAGUUGCCCGGCUCCGACGCCCCCAAGAAGGCCGAGCGGGCCAAGGCCGCUCCCAAGGGUGCCCCUUCGACUUCGUCGUCAGGCAUGGACUCAGAUACGGAAAAUCUGCAGAACUCCAUCAACGCGGCGAAGGCACAGAAGAAGCAAUCGCAAGUCAUGGACAGGCCACUACCGACGAAGAAGACCACAGGGAAGACUGCAAAGUCAAAGCUGCUGUCGAGCAUGGCAUCAUACGGCAACGGCGGCGGCAAGUCUUCGCCUGCUUCACCUGCUCUGGUAGCCGUCAGCUCGCCCUCGACGAAUCCGGUCUUCUCCUCUUCGCAGCAAGUCGUCGAGAAGUUCAAGGAGCAACGAUCCAUGAUUGUCCACGAACUUGCUGUACAAGACCGACCGGAGGACUACCUGUCAGAUCUGUGGGAAGGCAAGGACGACGAGUUCAAGCCCGCCCUGGAGAAGGUCGCCCAAUUUGAGAAGGAUACUCAGAAGUGGGCGCUGAGAAAGAAUUACUGGAGAGAGCUGGACGUGUGGAAGUACGACUAUGAUACCCAAGAUACCCGACAAAAAGCGAUCGACAACGCGAUCCGUCAGUUCGACAAGAUGCGAUUGGCAACUACGGAGCCCGAGUGGCAGAAGCUCCUCCCCAGGGAGGAGCGAGGAAAGGGCAAAAUCCUCAGCAAGCUGCAAGCAAACAUCGCCAAAGCUUCCGCUGCACCUCCACCAAAAAUCAAGGUGCAGGAACCUGCCGACGACGAGGAAGACGUUCUCAAGAUGAAGGGUGGCGAGACCAUGUCACGAUCAUCUUCGAACCCCCUGCCGGCGAAGCCCAAGAAGGCCGCCGACACCACGGCGAAGCGGCUGCUGUCUACGAACCCGAAGAAGGCUGCCCCGGCGAAGGCCGCCGCGAGCAAGAGCAAAGAGAAGGCACCUGCACCUGGCAAAAAUGGACGGGUUCUUUCUGCGGAGUUUAUCACCAAUUCAGACUCCGACUCAGAAUCCUCGGAAGACAAGCCAAUGGCAACAAUCGCGGCUGCCAAGCCCAGACCUGCACCCGUCGCCGCACCUCCGCCUAAGAAGAAGCCUGAGCAUUCCUUGCCUCCUAAGCCGAAGAUUGCAGUGCCCAAGCCGAAGCCCAAGCCUGUGGAGAGAACCGUGGAGAGACCCGUUGAGCGACCGGUGGAAAAGUCAAUUGAGCGGCCUAGGGAGAGGCCAGUCGAGCGAGAGGCGAUCAAGACAGUCAAGUCGCAGCCGCCUAAGCGACACCGGGAGGAGGAGGCGGAUGACAGCAGCUCCAGCUCUGGUGCACCCCUUGCGAAACGGGCGAAGCCAAAGGCGCCGAUCAAGGCACCCGUGAACCUUAAGCAGCGCCCCGCGGACGGCGCAUAUGCUUCGCCCCGCAACUCAUCUGGGGUCUCCUUCAAGAGCAAGAAUACAUCGCCGGCCAAGUCUUCGCCUCUGGCUUCGUCACCACCUACGAAUGCUUCAGAUCUCGAACAGUCAGCACCCAAGAAACGCAAGGCUAUCGAAUCUUCCGACUCUUCAAUCGACAGCGCCCGGACCAAGACGGCCCCCAAGCGUCAACGCAUGCUUAGCCCCGAUCUGGUCAGCAAGGCCGCGCGUUUCAAGAUGUUCUACGAAAAGUACGAGGCUCUGCACUGGGAGAUUGCAGACAUGUCACACCCGCCCGAGGAGAAGAUGGCCGAUCUGCUCGACAUGCGCGAACGACUCAAACUCAUGAAGACGGAGAUUUACAAGGAGUGCCCGCCCCCAAUUGCGGUUGCUUAG
This is a messenger RNA of Colletotrichum karsti, 2091 nucleotides long. RefSeq lists its product as uncharacterized. NCBI's taxonomy places the organism in Eukaryota, Fungi, Ascomycota, Sordariomycetes, Glomerellales, Glomerellaceae. The record is from RefSeq and is a predicted model, not a curated record. The transcript has 3 exons. Bases 1 to 2091 code for a protein of 696 amino acids.